AUGGCACUGACUACAGAGGAGGACCGAACAAUUUCUCGAUUGUGGAAAAUCAGCAGAACGGUCCAUGAACUAGUUCGGGACAGGGGGUACGAAGUGUCCCAAGAAGAACUGACGCAGGAUAUUGCAACCUUCAGAGCGUACGCUGCGCCGGGAGGCACGAUCGACCGAAAUAGGCUAAACUUCUUCACCAAUCAUCAAGUGACUGUAGAUGACCGAAUAUUUGUGUUUUUUGCUGAUGAGAAGAACGUGAGCGUAAAACUUAUGCGACGUUUCCUUUCCAUAUUGGAAGAGAAACAGAUAAAACGGGGAAUUAUCAUCUACCCCGAGAAGAUGACGCCCUCAGCGAAGAAGGUUGUCACGGGUAUAAGUGAUUAUGAGUUAGAGGAUUUUGAAGAAUCAAGCUUGCUCGUGAAUAUCACAAAGCACACUCUUGUGCCGAAGCACGAGAUAUUGACGCCUCAAGAGAAGAAAGAACUUCUGCUUAAGUAUCGACUGAAAGAGACACAAUUGCCACGCAUCCAACUUACGGACCCGGUGGCCCGUUAUUACGGGCUUAGACGGGGAGAUGUUGUAAAAAUCACUCGCCCGAGUGAAACCGCUGGUCGAUAUGCUAGCUAUAGGAUAACCUUUUAG
Cantharellus anzutake is the source of this 633-nucleotide messenger RNA. RefSeq lists its product as uncharacterized. Gene Ontology annotation, molecular function: DNA binding; DNA-directed RNA polymerase activity. Lineage: Eukaryota; Fungi; Basidiomycota; Agaricomycetes; Cantharellales; Hydnaceae. The coding region runs from base 1 to 633 and encodes 210 amino acids. The record is from RefSeq and is a predicted model, not a curated record. Gene Ontology annotation, biological process: DNA-templated transcription. Gene Ontology annotation, cellular component: RNA polymerase II, core complex; RNA polymerase III complex; RNA polymerase I complex. The transcript has 6 exons.